Botrytis sinoallii is the source of this 1731-nucleotide messenger RNA. RefSeq lists its product as uncharacterized. Lineage: Eukaryota; Fungi; Ascomycota; Leotiomycetes; Helotiales; Sclerotiniaceae. Bases 1 to 1731 code for a protein of 576 amino acids. Gene Ontology annotation, biological process: translational initiation. Gene Ontology annotation, cellular component: eukaryotic translation initiation factor 3 complex; cytoplasm. The transcript is spliced from 3 exons. Gene Ontology annotation, molecular function: translation initiation factor activity. The record is from RefSeq and is a predicted model, not a curated record.
AUGGCACCUAUUUCACUCUCAGAUAUCAUCUCUGCGCUCCCAUCAGAGGACUCAUGGGGACCAUCGACCACAUCAGAAACCACAUUAAAUGGCGUUCCUUACGCCCCAUACUCUAAAGGCGAUAAAUUAGGUCGCAUGGCAGAUUGGACCGCCGAAGGAAAAGAUGGAAGAGAUGGCAGAGGUGGAAGACAGCAGUAUAACCGAAACUACAGAGAUCAACAAGUUUACGGCGCUGGAACCUCCUCAUUAUUCGCAGUUCAACUCGCCGAGGACGAAUCUACCUUCUCCGUUGUCAGCAACACUCGCGAUUCUACCAAGACCCGCUUUGGACGUGGAGGACUCGCUCGAGGACGUGGACAACGUGGCGGAAGAGGUGAUACCCGUGGUGGUAGAGGUCAAUUCCAGAGAGUUGGAGGACGAGGCGGGCAACAAGGCUACAACAGUUAUGAUACCCGCGGUGGAAGAGGUGGUGCUCGAGGUGGAAGAAAGUUUGGCUGGAAAGAUUACGACAAGCCACAAAGAAACCGUGAUGCCUCUGUUAACAUUAAGCCUGACUGGAAAAUGUUGGAGGAGAUUGAUUUCAACCGUCUGGCCAAGCUCAAUCUUGAUACCGAUGAUGGAGAAGAUAUUGACAGUUAUGGUUUCCUUUACUACUACGAUCGAUCAUUCGACAAGCAACCUGUCAAGGCUGCCGAGAGAAAGCUUAACGUGGUCGACCGCGCUUCAUACAACGUUACCACAUCUUCAGAUCCCGUCAUUCAAGAACUCGCCGAGAAGGAUGAGGCCACAAUUUUCGCAACAGACAGCAUUCUUUCCAUGCUUAUGUGCUCCCCUCGUUCAGUUUAUCCUUGGGACAUCGUUAUCGUUCGACAAGGCAACAAAGUGUUCCUCGACAAGAGAGACAAUGCUACACUCGAUAUGGUUACCGUUAAUGAGAAUGCUGCUGACGCUCCAAUGGAUGCUUCAGAAGGUAGCAAGGACGCUAUUAACCAGCCAAGUGCUUUGGCUGAGGAAGCUACAUACAUCAACCACAACUUCGCAAAUCAAGUCAUGAAGGAGAGCGACAGCCAGAAGGUAGAAAUGGAGAACGAGAACCCAUUCUAUAACUCCGCCGAAGAAACCGACCCACCUGCCAGUAAGGCAUACAAAUACCGUAAAUUUGAUCUUUCUUUGAACGACGAAGAUCCAGUUCACUUGGUUGUAAGAACCGAGCUCGAUGCUGUUUCAAAGAACGCCAUCAGUGGAGAAGAUCAAUUCUUGACUGUCAAGGCUCUCAACGAAUUCGAUUCCAAGGCACAAGGAAGUGGAGGUGCAUUGGACUGGAGGACGAAGUUGGUCAGUCAACGUGGUGCUGUUGUUGCAACUGAAAUGAAGAACAACAGUUGCAAGCUUGCAAGAUGGACAGUUCAAAGUAUCAUCGCUAAGGCUGAUGUCAUGAAACUCGGAUUCGUUUCCCGUGCCAACCCAAAACUCAACGAUCGUCAUGUAGUUCUCGGCGUUAUUGGCUGGAAGCCACGUGAUUUUGCUUCGCAAAUGAACUUGUCCCUAUCCAAUGGAUGGGGUAUUGUCCGUACCAUUGUUGAUAUGUGCUUGAAGCGUGAAGAGGGCAAGUACGUACUUGUCAAAGAUCCUAACAAGCCAAUCUUGAGAUUGUACCAAGUGCCAGCUGGUAGUUUUGAGGAUGAUGGAGAGCAUGAUGUAAUUGAGGAGAAUGUUGAGGAGGAUGAUUAG